This is a messenger RNA of Rotaria sp. Silwood2, 202 nucleotides long. Lineage: Eukaryota; Metazoa; Rotifera; Eurotatoria; Philodinida; Philodinidae. The record is from the annotation of a GenBank genome assembly.
UAAUCAAGCUGCUGCACUUGCAGCAAAAUCAACACAACAACAACAACAAGCAUUACCUGCAUCAUUACCAGCUAUGGCUGCUUCAUUAAUGCGUCAAGGUAAUCCAGCUCAAUAUUUACUUGAUAUGAUACCACAAGCAGCUAAACAACAGCAACAGCAGCAACAACAUCAUCGCCAUUCGAACGAUUUUAUUACUUGCUAA